Molecule: messenger RNA, 270 nt
Organism: Dibothriocephalus latus
Lineage: Eukaryota; Metazoa; Platyhelminthes; Cestoda; Diphyllobothriidea; Diphyllobothriidae
Source: the annotation of a GenBank genome assembly
AUGCGGACUCCCCUCGAAACUAUCUUCAUCUAUCUGGCAAAUACCAUCGAUACGCGGAAUUGUGGUAAACUGAGGAAAAUCAUGCAGAAAUUCGGCUAUCCCGAGAGUUUCACGCAAAUCGGGCCUCAGGUCCACGAUGAGAUGAUAGUGUGCGUCACUGACAAAUGGUCGGUAUCCGAGACUUUCAGAAUGACCAACUUAAUAAAACAGGGUUGCGUGCUUCGUCCCAUCCUCAGUCUCAUGUUCCCUACCAUGCUGAUGGACGCCUAG